UUUUAAAAUGCAAGAGGGUACUAAGAAGCAUAUUGAGAACAAGAAGAAGUUGUUCGGAGAUCUUGAUGAGAAACCUCAAGAAAAAGAACACCUAACUCACAUUGAGCAUGCUGAGAGAAAGAACGUGAAAUUAUAUGAAACACAAAGAUUAAUGGAAACAGAGCUAGAACGGAUGCGAAAGGUGAAUAUAGCCAUGCAUGAUACUUCUGAGAAGCUAAACAAGACAGAUAAGACUUAUGGGAAGUAUGGCGAAAAUCUCUCAACUGCUACUAAGGUAUUGCAUGAUAUAUACAGGACCCAGAUCAUACAGAACAUCGUUGAAAAUGCAGCAAUGUACUUCUUUUUCUGAGCAUGAAUUUAUAUUUUCUGUGAAAGGUUUUAUAUAUGGGAGCUCAUGACUGUGGUCACUAAUGUGUUCUUCUUCACUUUUGGCUCGAUUAUCGACGGGAUUAGAUCAUUCUUGAACCUCAGUGAAGAAGAUUUCAGCUUAACAGCCGAUCAGGUGACUAAUGAAAUGUUCAAACAAAAUGUCUAAGUCAGUCUGAAUAGAUUUUUUAGAUUCAAUUUCUGAAUAAUUUUAG
Molecule: messenger RNA, 581 nt
Organism: Moneuplotes crassus
Lineage: Eukaryota; Ciliophora; Spirotrichea; Euplotida; Euplotidae
Source: the annotation of a GenBank genome assembly